CGCCGCCUGAGCGGCAGAAGGAGCGUGCUCGCAGCGGCGUCAGCACGUGUCGCGGUCCAUACGCAGCAUCCCACGUGCACCCAGCCAAGCUGAUCUUCGCACUCUUCAACGCAAACAGUCAAAAUUGAGCCCGUUAAGCUGGAGUCGCCCUACCACAAACGAAGCGCCGGAAAAUGUGAAGACCUGUCGCCGGAGGUGCACGAGAAAGAGGCGAAAAGGCGCAACAGCAUGUACCCCAGCGCCCAAAUCAAAAUGAGGCUAUUGUCUCCAAGCAUCUCGCCAGCGACGUCGCCGACGAUGUCGAAUUCUUCGUCGCCGACUCCGCCGGGUGCCGGCGCCAUCAACUACAACCACAAAAUCACAGGCAUCCCGUGCGUGGCGGCCGCUUCGCGCUACACGGCGCCGGUGCACAUAGACGUCGGCGGCACCAUUUACACCUCGUCGCUCGAGACACUAACCAAAUACCCGGAGAGUCGUCUGGCGAAGCUGUUCAACGGCAGCAUACCGAUUGUUUUGGACAGCCUGAAGCAGCACUACUUCAUCGACCGCGACGGCGGCAUGUUCCGCCACAUCCUCAACUUCAUGCGCAACUCGCGGCUGCUGCUGCAGGACAACUUUGACGACCUCGACCUGCUCCUAGAAGAGGCCAAGUACUUUGAAAUUUCGCAAAUGGUGCGCCAGCUUGAGGACAUGAAGCGAGAGCGCCAGUGCGCGUCUUCGGGAGGAGUCGGCGUGGCGUCGUCCCAGCGCUUGAGUCCGGCUUCGCGUCGCGCGCAGGCGCGGCACGAGACCGGCGGUGGCCGAAGGGGAAUCGCCGACGCCGUCGACGACGACGAGGGCCACGACGGAAGCGGCAGCAAUGCCACCUACGAGUGCGUGGCGCUGCACGUCAGCCCAGACCUCGGCGAGCGCAUCAUGCUGUCCGGCGAACGCGCCGUCAUUGACGAGUCCUUCCCCGAGACUGCACAGGCGCUGAUGGACGCGCGGUCGAGCGUAGCGUGGAACCACGACGCGCGACACGUGAUCCGCUUCCCGCUGAACGGCUACUGCAAGAUCAACUCGAUGCAGGCGAUCACGCGGCUGCUGAACGCGGGCUUCAAGAUCGCGGCCAGCAACGGGGGCGGCGUCGAAGGCCAGCAGUUCUCCGAGUACCUGUUAGUCCGCAAGGUGUACCCCAUGUGACCGCCGGCCGCCGCGCCCAGGUCGCUGUUGAUGCCGAGCAGGCACCGUCUCGCCGCCAACGCCGCGCAGUAACCCCCUGAAUGAGAGUUACCCCCCUCCCCCGCUUCCGCCCGUUCAGUAGAAAUUCGCCAGUAUUCCCGCACCCUGGAUCGCCUCCCCUCUCGCCCGCCCCCCUUUCGCCCCUCUCGCGAACGCAUUUAACGCGAUCAGGGCUGCGCGGCAAUUUUUUUCGACAGGGUACGCUGGCUGCUUCCUCUCCAGCCGCAGUCGCGCGACGUGAUCUCAGCCCUUCCCCCCACCCCCGGUCCCCCAAUUUCCGUUUUUUCGUUGGAAUUUUGGACUUUCUCGGCAGCGGCGGCCUCUCGAUCAAACGACGCAGUGUUUCUAUUGGUUAUUUGGUAGGAAAAUUCUCCUCGUCGUCGUCACUCACACUCAAACGGAGGACAAUCAAUCAAACUACUGUUGAUUAGUUUUUACUAACUCGCGCUUUUACGUAAUGUUAGUUUUUCUUAACACGCACGGCCAAGUGCCGACGGCCAUUUUUCGUGCGAACGCGACACGCACGCAUUUGCAUUCUUCGACGCUCUCGUGAAUUUGAGGAGCAUUUGCCGAGCUGUCUCGUGCUCGCCCCUUUUUGUACAUAGCUCUAUCGAUCGAACAAUCGUCCACAUUCCGAAAAUCUUUGUCUGUAAGAUGUAUACAAAUAAAACCAAGGAAAAUUCGCAAA
Cloeon dipterum is the source of this 1909-nucleotide messenger RNA. RefSeq names its product BTB/POZ domain-containing protein twz (gene twz). The record is from RefSeq and is a predicted model, not a curated record. Bases 229 to 1182 code for a protein of 317 amino acids. NCBI's taxonomy places the organism in Eukaryota, Metazoa, Arthropoda, Insecta, Ephemeroptera, Baetidae. Gene Ontology annotation, molecular function: protein binding. The transcript has 6 exons. Gene Ontology annotation, biological process: protein homooligomerization.